UGGAUCAUGUGACCUACAGGUAGGGGAGCUGCGGAAAAGCAGCUGGAUCCCAAUUCUUUGCUGUCUUUCUGCAGAGGAGGCGAAGGCGGUUGGCUGCAACUGGAGAUGUGAAUUGCCAGUUGUGGGCCUGAGUUACUGUCCUUGCUGGUGCAACCCGGGCGCUGUUGGGACAAUGGGACUCCGGAGAGCCAGUCUGUGGCGUUUGCUGCUCUUGUUACAGACAGCCGUUGAAGUGAUGGGGAGCCAACCCUGCAACAAGAAGUACUUUGACCAAGACUCCAUGGUGUGCGUUUGCGACCGCACCUAUUGUGACACCCAGGACCCCGUCUCCCUCCCUUCGCCCGGCUUCUUUGUCAAGUACGAGAGCAGCAAAUCCGGCCAGCGGAUGGAGCGCAGCGAAGGGAAGUUCCAGGACAAAACAUCCACCCCAGCUCUGGUUCUGGUUCUGGAGACAGCCCAACGGUAUCAAACGAUAAAGGGAUUCGGCGGUGCUGUCACUGAUGCAGCUGCUAUGAAUAUAUUAUCUCUGACUCCCGACACCCAGAAUCAUCUGCUCCGUUCCUACUUUUCAGACGAAGGGAUUGAGUACAACCUUUUGCGCCUGCCCAUGGCAUGCUCUGACUUCUCCACGCGAGCGUACAGUUACGCAGACCAGUGUGUGAAUGACUACAACUUGAAGUGCUUCAGUCUGGCUUAUGAAGACACUGAACUGAGGAUCCCGCUCCUCCACCGCUUCAUGGCCACUGCGAAGCGGCACCUCUCCCUCAUUGGCAGUCCAUGGAGCGCUCCCGGCUGGCUGAGGACCAAUAACCAAGUGAUGGGCAAAGCGCGCCUGAAGGGAGAGCCAGGCGAUAUCCACCACAAGACCUGGGCCCGCUAUUUUGUCAGGUUCCUGGACGAAUACGCCCGUCACAACAUCACCUUCUGGGCAGUCACAGCUCAGAACGAGCCGUCAUCCUCGGUUUUCAUUCCCAUGAAGAAUUUCCCCAUGACCCAGUUUAGUCCGGAAACGCAACGGGAUUUCAUCAUCCUGGAUCUGGGUCCCGCAUUGGCCGCCAGUCGCCAUAAGGAUGUCCUGCUCAUCAUUCACGAUGACCAAAGGAUCCACCUGCCCAAUUGGGCCAACGUGGUCAUCGGGAACAGCAGUGCUGCCAAGUAUGUGGCUGGCAUUGGGAUCCACUGGUACCUAGACAGUGUGACUCCUCCUGGACUCACCUUAGAGGCCACCCACCUCCUCUAUCCCAACUUCUUCCUGCUCUACACCGAAUCCUGUAAUGGCUUCCGGAUCUGGGAGCCCAGAGUUGACCUUGGGAGCUGGGAGCGAGGUGUCCGAUACUCCCAAAACAUCCUGACGAACCUCAACAGCUUUAUUGUUGGUUGGAUUGACUGGAACCUGGUCCUGGAUAUGGAAGGGGGACCCAACUAUGUGAAGAACCACGUGGACAGCCCGAUCAUCGUGAAUCCCCUCCGAGACGAGUUCUACAAGCAGCCCAUGUUCUACCACUUGGCUCACUUCAGCAAAUUCAUCCCUGAAGGCUCCAUCCGGGUUGCCUUGACCAACAAUUUUGAAAUUACCAGCUGCCAGCUGCAGGGUGCCGCCUUCCUACGUCCCGACAGUGUUGCCGCAGUAGUUGUGCUUAACAAGUGCUCCUGGGACGUGGAUUUCAGCAUCGCUGAUGACCAACUCGGCUACAUUGAGGACAUUGCUCCAGCCCAAUCCAUCCAAACCUACCUUUGGAAGAGACGAUGA
Molecule: messenger RNA, 1750 nt
Organism: Anolis sagrei ordinatus
Lineage: Eukaryota; Metazoa; Chordata; Lepidosauria; Squamata; Anolidae
Source: RefSeq, a predicted model, not a curated record